Molecule: messenger RNA, 1605 nt
Organism: Funneliformis mosseae
Lineage: Eukaryota; Fungi; Glomeromycota; Glomeromycetes; Glomerales; Glomeraceae
Source: the annotation of a GenBank genome assembly
AUGAAUUAUAGCGAAUACACAUUUGAAAAUUCUUCUGUGAAUAAAGAUUCACAAACGGUUGUGAAUGAUGAUGAUACACGUUCAGAAGCUCUUUCUGGUUAUCAAACAGAUGAAUCUCUGGUAACUGAAUACGCCUCCGCAUUUGAAGAGGAUGAUGAUGAAGCGGAUCUUACACAAGAGGAGUAUGAAGUUAUAAACGAAACCCCAAUGCAAGCGAUUAGAUAUUCUGCUUUUGAAGAUGGGCAAGGAAAUAAUGGGUUGUUUUCUACUCAAUACCGUUUCGAGUUUGAUAAGCCAUCAUUUACUAAACCUCAAUUUUCCGAGCAUGAGUGUAUUUCUAGUAAAUGCGAAUUCAAAUUAACUUUCGCGAUAAGAUCACAUAUAAUUAUCAAUGGAUUUAGAUACUCAAUUGGUACCGGUAAUUGGGGAGAUGCCAAUAGGGCAGGCAGGUCUAGUGUUUCACAAGUCCUAAACAGAUUCACUUAUGUGUCAACUAUAUCACAUCUUCGAAGAUGGGCAAACCUACGGUCUAAUGAAAAGUCUAGCGCUAAUGUCAUACGUCUCAGUGUCUAUUCCUCUGAUAUUUUAAAUGAAUUUAUUAACAGUUGUGAUUUCUGUCAAAACAUUAAUGAAAUACCGUUUGAUAACAUUGAAGAAUGUGUAGAUCCACUAUUUGUCGUCGAUCAGCAUUUAGUUUUGACUUCAGAUACUUUAUCAAAAUUAAAAUUGAUAGCACAGGAGGCAAACCAAAGUUUAUGGGAGGCAUUAGUAUUAGAACGUUACAUCGAAUAUAUUGAUGCUGAAGAGGGAGAAUCUACCAUGAUAUGUAUCUCUCCGGAUGAAUUAUACGAGUCGAGUUUGUAUAAUUUACGUAAACUUGAAGGUUUAAGACCAAGAAGGAAAAGACGAUCGGUCCAUGAACGUCUAAUUAAUUUACCAACUUAUCCAAAUAAAUGGACCCAUUGUGAAACAUCCAAGUAUGAUUUUGGUUUUCCUCGAAAUACCUAUCAAUCCGCUAUGAAAGCCUCUGUAACCACAAAAGUUAUGGAAUACUUUCAAUGUUAUCGUAGCUAUUAUGUGUUAUGGAGGAAGCUUUACUUAUCAACGUUACUUGAUCAAGAAAAAAAGUGGUACAGGACCCUUGGAUUGAAACGUGGAAAUUGUGAGAAACUUGUUGACGAGGGGUUCGUACCUUUUGGGAUUCGAGUUUGUGGAAAUGAUAUUCUCAUAGAAAAUGUGUCCACACUUCUUGGCCAACGAAAUGUAUAUCAAAAUGUUUCUACACUAUUAAGAUCUACUGAACAUGAAAUCGUUGAUCAAAUAAAUUCGCAAGUCGUCAUGGUCAUAAAGGAACCAUUGAAAUCAAUUAUCGUCAAGAGGAGAUGCCAACAUUUAAUUGAAUGUUUAAUGAGAAAGGUAUAUGAUGGUGAGGCUACAGCUUUGUCUGAAGUUACCGUAGAAUCCAUUUUGCGAAAACUUGGUUCUUUUGGAUUCCACCGUCGUGGAUUGGAAGUUAUGUAUAAUGAUAAAAUUCAUUCACGCGGAAGGGGUCCAGUUAAUAUAUUAACUAGACAACCAGUUGAGGGACGUAGUCGUGAAGGAUGA